AUGCUAACGACCGCACCAGUUAUCCCUCUGCUCACGCUCAUCUCCUUCCUAUUCUUCUUGACUUUCUCAGACUGGCUUGCAGGCAUCAUCCUCAGAGCUGGCCUAAUAGGACAAAUUAUCGUGGGCCUCAUCUACGGCGUUCCCAUUGGUGAUAUCCUGCCCCUCGACUGGCAGGAGACCUUUAUCGCCCUCGGUUACCUGGGGCUCAUCCUCAUCGUGUUUGAAGGCGGUCUUACCGUGCGCCUAGACCUGCUCAGGAAAAACUUUCUCCUCAGCGUCUGCGCAGCCUGCGUCGGCAUCCUGACGCCCAUCGCCUUUUGCUACCUGCUCCUCUACCUCGGCUUCGGGUAUGGCCCCAUCGAGACCUUCAUCAUCGGCGCCGCCCUCUCGGCGACCUCCCUCGGCACCACCUUCGUCGUCAUGAGCCCCGCCAACACCGGCCUCGACUUUGCCCAGACCACCGUCGGCAUCGUGCUCCUCAGCGCCGCCCUGCUCGACGACAUCUCCGCCCUCGUCAUGGUCAGCGUCGUCUACAAGCUCGGCGCCCUCGCGGGGACGAUGAAAACUCUUUCUCUUCAUCCUCCCCUAGCGUCGGCUGGAUCAUCGGCCGGCCCAUCGCGCUAUGCGGAGCCGCGGCUUGCGCCGUACGGACACGUGCCCAACAUCAUUCUCAUGACGCUCGUCCUCUGCGCUUUCGUCGCCAUUUCCGGUUUCGCUGGCGCCUCUUCUGUGGAGAAGGCUGAGCAGGUUGAGGGAAAGGCGCCGACGUUUGCGCACUCGUUUGAAAAAUAUGUGGGCGGCGCGCAGACCUCUGUGGACCGGGAGGCGAUCUGGAAGGGUAUCGUAACCACUCUACUAAUGGUGGUCGGAAAGAUGCUCGUGGGAGUCGUCGUACCCAUAUCCGAUGCCCUGAGUCGCAGGAAGAACACGGACAAAACUACAGAUGGCGGUCUGCUCCAGCGCACCUGGAAACCCGCCACCUUCCUCGGCAUGGCCAUGGUCGCCCGUGGGGAGAUUGGCCUGCUCAUCAUCCAAGUCGGGCUCAACGAGACCUCGUACCUCUCUCAGCCCGCCUUCAUUACGGCCGCCUGGGCCAUCAUCUUGAACACCAUCAUCGGCCCCGUAUGUGUAGGGUUGCUGAUCAAGGUACACAAGAUAUCCAUCUACGAGGAUGAGAGAUGGGGCGCUCAGGAGAAGGAGGUUGCUGGCGGUCCCGAGACGCCUACCACUCACGCGGACGAUGAGGUGGAUCAACAUAAUUAUGAGGAGAGGCUGCGCGGAAGAGGUAUCACAGGCCCGUUCAGCUUCAAUAUUGGCGAAGACGCUCAUGCUUCCAGCGAACUCUGGGUGGGGCCCCUUGGUUGUACCAUCGUCGCUAGGCUUCAGGGUGACGACCCUAUCCGAGACUCUAUUUUAGAGGUUCUUGUGGCUGGCUACAUGUACCCUGCUUGA
Messenger RNA from Parascedosporium putredinis, 1452 nucleotides. NCBI's taxonomy places the organism in Eukaryota, Fungi, Ascomycota, Sordariomycetes, Microascales, Microascaceae. The record is from the annotation of a GenBank genome assembly.